GUCGUGGAGGGUCCUCAACGGCAUCAAUACCAACCCCAAGCGUAGCUUGUGGCGCGACAGCACCAGCUAAUCAGAGGGACAACUUCAACUCCCAUGGCUGCAACGGGUAUACUUCCUUAGUCUUGGAAGACUUUUUCGCUGAAACGCGAUCCCUUUGCGAUGAUUUGGACAGUGGAAGUUUGGUUAUCGGCGAAGCAUCUUCGGUGCCUCCAGCGCAUCGCGCGAAGUACUACUCCAUUGCGUCACCGGAUAAGGGCAUAGUGUUGCAAGAGAGC
Messenger RNA from Amoebophrya sp. A25, 275 nucleotides. NCBI's taxonomy places the organism in Eukaryota, Dinophyceae, Syndiniales, Amoebophryaceae. The record is from the annotation of a GenBank genome assembly.